AAAACAUAGCAUUUGCGCGGUACAACCCCUAAACUUCACAUCAGUUCUUCAGGCGGAGGAAGUCACACUUUCAAUACAUAUAGUGUGUAGUUUGAUUUAGGGUUGAUUUUUCCUCCGGCCCGGUGGUGUUUGAAUCAUUAUUCCCAAAGGUAAUUUUGGUGAAAAUGUUGCACAAAUGAACGGAUCUAUCCAACGAAUCCUUGGUGAUGCAAUGUGUGAAAAUUUCAGUCCCGAUAUUUUUUCCUUGCGACACACCAUUAGUGUGUACAUUUAAACAGUGUUGUUAAGUGAAAAUCAGGCAUUAAUUAUCUAAAUAUUUGAAGUUGAUCAAAUAUUAAGUGGAAAUACCGGUCGAAUAAAAUAACGCUGACAAGAUGGAUAUAAUUUCUGAAGGUAAAAAUUUCGUUCUGGUCAAAGAAGAAGACCUACAUGAAGUACUUAAAGUACUAGAAAAAUACUUUCCGUAUGCUAUCAAGUUCCAUCAAACUAUAAGGACGUACCUGAAAGAUAAGAUUUGGCAGUUUCACUUCUACAUCUCUAAAACAUGGCCUGAAGAUCCAAUUUGUUUGCAUUUUCCAGGAUGCACCUAUACCCCAUAUAAUAAAAUCUAUGAAAGUGUUGGUAUAUUUUGUCCGCCAGAUCAACUUGACAAAAUGUCAAUGAUAGAACGGGAGGACAUUCUUUUCAACUGGACUGAACCGAUCUAUAUGAACUUCACACAUGUCGGCAUAAUGAACAAAAUGGAUAACAUCUUCCGCACAAAAGUCAAUGGACAACUGGUUGGCCGCAUCUACGGGGACAUUUACGUUCAUGAGUGCCCAUCGGAGCUGGAGCUCGAGUUGGAACCGUUGCCGAUGAAUGAAGCCACCAUACAGCACCUGAAACUGGCAAACGUCAAGGACAUCCACGAUUUGUACCCGGCUAGGGAUAUCGAAAGCGCGGAGCUGUUCGAGAAGCUGAUGAACCAGCUGCCUGGCUUUGGAGUUUUCAGUAAAUCCAACGACGAACUAGCCGCGUGGAGCUUGCAGUCGUACUACGGGGGGAUGUUUUCGAUGCAAACCAAGCCGGAGUUCAGGCGAAAAGGGUAUGGCAUUCAGCUGGCACAGGCGCUCACCAAACUUGUAAUACAACGAGGGUACGUGCCGUUUGUUGUGAUAAGACCGGAAAACGAAGCUUCUCGUGGUCUUUAUACUAAGCUAGGAUUCAGAAAAGCAUUUGAAAGCGUUAGAGGAACUUUCAAACCGUACAUUUACAACGUGGAAGACGACAAGGAAAACGAAGAGAAUCAAAACCAAGACUCCAACUGUGACAGGGAGAAAAAGAACUGUUGAGCAAAGCAAGGAAAUCCAAUAUCUAUCUAUCUUCUGCGCACGUAUUUUUAUAGCUAGCGUAUUUCAAAUGCAAUCAAUAAACAAUUUGCUUGAUUGAAUCAGAA
Messenger RNA from Aedes aegypti (yellow fever mosquito), 1435 nucleotides. RefSeq lists its product as uncharacterized. Bases 375 to 1331 code for a protein of 318 amino acids. Gene Ontology annotation, molecular function: acyltransferase activity, transferring groups other than amino-acyl groups. NCBI's taxonomy places the organism in Eukaryota, Metazoa, Arthropoda, Insecta, Diptera, Culicidae. The transcript has 6 exons. The record is from RefSeq and is a predicted model, not a curated record.